GGCGCAGUUCGGGCUAAUGGGCGCUCCGGAGGAGGAGGAAGUGGGAGAGUCAAGGAGAGCUGGUGUGACAGCGGAGAGCUCAACAGCUGCCGCUAAAAGCUGCACUUUCUUAUCUCAACGCGUCGGACUCUCAGCUCCGCGGGACUGACCCGAUAACCCCCGACCGAGGAGGACGGCUGCCGUGUGAGGCUCACCUCUCUCAGCCUCCUCCAAUGUUGUAGGUGCUGAAGAGCUCAGCAGACCGGGUGGUGCACGUCACGGAAGGAGGACGCCAUGUCCGACAGCCAGUCAGAGAGCUGCGUGGCCGUUCUGGAGAGACACUUUGAAACAGAACUCCAUAUAUAUGAGCCGGGCGAUAAAGUCAACCAGCCGCAGAGCUCCCCUGCGGCCCAGGCUGAAUCACCCACACCGCAAGCGGAUGCGAAGGACAGCAUUGUGGCGCCCAAGCAGGUGGUUUUGAGCACCCAGAGCCCCGCGGCACUCAAGGUUGGCACCCACCAGCUCAUACCUAAGAAUUUAGCGGUGGGCAGUCGGCCCAAGAACCGACACCACACCACAGUGGUGACGUUCCCACUGGGACUGGAGAAAUCCAGCAGUGGGGUCCGGAAUCGCCACUCAACCCAAGGGCCGGAUUUGUCCUGGGAGGAUUAUGACAGCGAUGGAGACGGCUUUGCCCUGAGGAGGAACCGCAGGAACAAGUCGUACAGAGCGGCAGUCACCAGCCUGGACAUUGAAGCCAUGGCGGCAGGACGGGGGUCUACAGCCACGCUGCAACCCGUUAAGGAGAACAGAGAACCAAGUCCUGGUCCAAGUCGAACCCUUCGACGAAAGCGAACCUUUGGAAGAAAGAGGAACCAGCACCAACGGGGAUCGUUCAAAGAUGCUACGCCGCGCCUCUACCAGGAAAUCCGCGAGCGAGGGCUGCACUCCACCAACCAGGACGAGCUGCUGGACGACUUUGUGGUGGUGGAGCCUCCUGUGGAGGACCAGGGCAUCGUGGUGAAGAGCUACCGGCCGGCACAGCUCACCUGGAGCCAGCUGCCGCAGGUGAAGGACACCGGCAUUUUGACAAUGAUCACACCUCAGGAGAGAAAGAGACAAGAGGCCAUUUUCGAGAUCAUGACCUCGGAGCAUUCGUACCUGCACAGCCUGGGUAUCCUGGUGCGUCACUUCAAGAACAACGAGGCGCUGAGGAAAACGAUGACAGCCACCGAGCACCAUCACCUCUUCUCCAAUAUCUCAGUCAUCCACGAUGUGAGCAAACGGUUUUUUGAGGACCUGGAGCGGCGUCACAACGAGAACCCAGUGAUCCGGGACAUCAGCGACAUCGUUCAGAACCACGCCGCCCACCACUUUGAGCCCUACAUCGUCUACUGCUCCAACGAGACCUUCCAGCAGAGAACGCUGCAGAAGCUGCUGACCAGCAACACGGCAUUCAAAGAGACCCUGAAGCAAAUCGAAGGGAGCAGCGAAUGCGGAGGCCUCCCCAUGCUCUCUUUCCUCAUCCUUCCCAUGCAGAGAGUAACCAGACUGCCACUGCUGCUGGAUACGAUCUGUCAGAAAACCCCGGACAAGACGGCAGAGUACUUUGCGGCCGUUUGGGCGCUGGCUGCCAUCAGCAAGUUGGUGAGUAGCUGUAAUGACGGAGCGCGACGGAUGGAGAGGACGGAGCAGAUGUACACGAUCCAGAAACUGAUGGAUUUUGGUAAAAUCAAGCCGUUCCCGCUGAUUUCCGCCUCUCGGUGGCUGAAGAAGCGCGGCGAACUGGCCAUCUCCGCCGAGGAGCUCAGCAUAUGGAAGGCGUUCAGCAACAGAAGCUACUACCUGUUUCUCUUCAACGACGUGCUGAUCGUCACCAAGAAGAAGAGCGAGGAGAGCUUUGUGGUGUUGGACUACGCUACUCUGGAGAACGUGGAGGUGGAGGUCGGGGAGGAUACAGAACCACGGAUGUCUCCGUCCUCCAAGAACAACUCCAGCUGCUUCUCCUUCAGACUGCUGAUGAGCAAGAACAGCGAGGGGAAGUCGGAGCAAAUCUCCCUGGUGGCCGAGUCCAGGGUGGACAGAGCUCGUUGGAUAGUUGCUCUCACAGCACACAAGCAGACGGGUGUUUCCACUUGUAACGAUGGUCUACCACAGUGCGAGGCCACUAAAGCCUACAUGCCAAAGGAGCUCGAUGAACUGGGCCUGCAGCAGGCCGAGCUCGUCAUCCUCCUUCAGAAAGAGGAAGCGUGGUGCUUUGGGGAGAGAAUGCGAGACGGAGAAAGAGGCUGGUUUCCCGCCAGCUGCGCAACAGAGAUCACCAACCCCGACGCCAUGGAGAGCAACGUGCAGCGUAUGAAGCGCCUGCGCAAAGAGACCAACGUCUGAGUGGCGCCCCCCGGUGUCCGUACCGUCGUCUCAGGAUGGACAAAAUAAUAGAGACACUUUCCAGUAGAUUGCGGGUGCUACGUGGUUUUGACAAGACUGUACUGCUGGUGAAUCGUGAAAUAUUAGCAGUGGUCCUGAAGUCCAUUACUAACUAACAGAGCGGAGGAUGUUUACCAGUGUAGGAAAACCUCAAAAAGGCCAUUAAAGCCCCCCGAACCAUUUUAUGUUGAACCAACAAUGAAAUGUUUUGUAUUGCAGAAAUGUUAUUCCACCUUCACUUUCAUGCAGCCUAAUAAGAAUGGAAAUGAUCAGUAUCAAUCGACUCAUUUCCUGGUUGUUUUAUUCAACUUGUACAGAACUAAUCUGUCAUUUCAUUUUUUUGUAUCAAUGUGAAAUAUUAAUUUACUUUUCCUAACAAUAAUGAACCUAAACCCAGUUGUGAGAGAAUAAAUGUAAUUCUACUGACGCGUACAUAGUGUGAUCAGUUGCACCUAGUAAAACAUACAAGUUUGUUGCCUACACUGUGAGGACCUUGAUCUUGUGCUAUGCUGGUUACGUCUUUUGUGUAUCACAUUGUUACUGUCACUGAUGUUGUGUUGGGAUUCUUUAUCUUAGUGUGAGACCUAGUUGUUUAAACAUUGACCAUUUUAUAGUAGUUUAUGAUGUACUUGUGCCCUCAAUGACAAUGCAACUGUCUACUCUGUACCAGAAAGAAGGCCCCAUCCACGAUGACAGCCUGUAUACUUGAAACAAAAAAAUAUUGAUAAUAAAAACACUACAGACGGUU
This is a messenger RNA of Mugil cephalus (flathead mullet), 3154 nucleotides long. It is a transcript of the gene arhgef16, whose product is annotated as Rho guanine nucleotide exchange factor (GEF) 16. Gene Ontology annotation, molecular function: protein binding; guanyl-nucleotide exchange factor activity. NCBI's taxonomy places the organism in Eukaryota, Metazoa, Chordata, Actinopteri, Mugiliformes, Mugilidae. Bases 274 to 2367 code for a protein of 697 amino acids. The transcript is spliced from 15 exons. Gene Ontology annotation, biological process: activation of GTPase activity. The record is from RefSeq and is a predicted model, not a curated record.